CAGUUUGCGGAGGAUCGCUGCGAGCUUUGGUUUGUGGAGCUGGUUGUCAACAUGUCCUUUCCUAAGGCGCCUCUGAAACGAUUCAAUGACCCUUCCGGUUGUGCACCAUCUCCAGGUGCUUAUGAUGUUAAAACUUCAGAAGUAUUGAAAGGACCAGUAUCUUUUCAGAAAUCUCAAAGAUUUCAAAAACAAAAAGAAUCUCAACAAAACAUUAAUGUUGACAAAGAUACUGCCUUGCUUGCUUCAGCAAGAAAAGUUAAAGCUUUGGGAUUAAAGAAAGAAACUCAAAAGAAUGAUAAAGAUCUAAAGGUAUUGGAAAAAGAGAUUCGUGUACUUAUGCAAGAACGUGGUGCUCAGGACAAGCGGAUCCAGUAUCUGGAAGCUGAGUUUGAGAAGACAGAAGCAAAGCUAAAUGCUGCAGUUAGAGAAAAAACGUCUCUCUCUGCAAAUAAUGCUUCACUCGAAAAACAACUUAUUGAAUUAACCAGGACUACUGAAUUACUAAAAUCUAAGUUUUCUGAAGAUGGUAGCCAGAAGAAUAUGAAAAUUCUAAGCCUGGAGUUGAUGAAACUUAGAAACAAAAGAGAAACAAAGAUGAAGAGUAUGAUGGCUAAACAAGAAGGCAUGGAGAUGAAGCUGCAGGUCACACAGAGGGAUCUUCAGGAGUCUCAGGGGAAAAUAGGACAACUUGAGGGGCAACUUGUUUCUAUAGAGAAAGAAAAGAUUGAUGAAAAAUCUGAAACAGAAACACUCUUAGAAUACAUCGAAGAAAUUAGUUGUGCAUCAGAGCAAGUGGAAGAAUACAAGGUAGAUAUUGCCCAGUUAGAAGAAAAUUUGGAAGAGAAGAAUCAUGAAAUUUUAAGCCUUAAGCAUUCUCUUGAGGAAAAUGUUGUUACAUUGUCCAAACAAGUAGAAGACCUGAAUGCUAGAUGUCAACUGCUUGAAAAAGAAAAAGAAGACCUUAUCAUCAGAGACAGUGAACGGGACAAAAGUCUAAAUGCUGAGAUUCAAAACUUAAAAGAGAAGUUUAUUCUUGAAAAACAAGAAUGUGAAAAGUUGCAACAAAAAGAUUUACACAUUGAUUCACUUUUGCAAGAAGAGAAGGAAUUAUCUUCUAAUCUUCAGCAGAAACUAUGUUCUUUUCAAGAAGAAAUGAUUAAAGAGAGGAAUAUCUUUGAGGAAGAAUUAAAGCAAGCACUGGAUGAACUAGAUAAAUUACAGCAGAAGGAGGAACAAUCUGAAAGUCUGGUCAAGCAGUUGGAAGAGGAAACAAAGUCUAGAGCUAAAGAACUAAAACUCCUAGAAGAAAAGCUGAAAGGGAAAGAAGCUGAACUGGAGAAAAGGAAUGCUGCUCACACUCAGGCCACCCUGCUUUUGCAAGAAAGUUAUGAUAGCACAGUGCAAAACCUUGGUGAUGUUACUGCUCAAUUUGAAAGGUAUAAAGCAUUAACAACUAGUGAGAUAGAAGAUCUUAAGUUGGAGAACUCAUCAUUACGAGAAAAAUUGGCCAAGGCUGAAAAAAGUGCAGAGGAUGUUCAACAUCAGAUAUUAGCAACUGAGAGUGCAAACCAAGAAUAUGCAAGGAUGCUUCUAGAUUUGCAGACCAAAUCAGCACUUAAAGAAGCAGAAAUGAAAGAAAUCAUGGUUUCUUCUCUUAAACAAAUAACUGAUUUACAAAAACAACUCGUGCAGCAAGAUGAAGAUUUUAAGAAACAACUGAAAGAGGAAAAAGCAAGAAAUUCUGGAAAUGAAAAUACAGUGGCAGAAUUAACUGAGGAAAUUAAUAAGUGGCGUCUCCUUUAUGAAGAACUGUAUAAUAAAGCGAAACCUUUUCAGCUACAACUGGAUGCAUUUGAAGCAGAGAAACAGGCUCUAUUGAAUGAACAUGGGGCAGCUCAGGAACAGCUAAAUAAACUGAGUGAUUCGUAUGCUAAAUUAUUGGGUCAUCAGAAUCUAAAGCAAAAAAUCAAGCAUGUUGUGAAAUUGAAAGAUGAAAAUAGCCAACUCAAAUCGGAGGUUUCAAAACUCCGUUCUCAGCUUGCUAAGAAAAAACAAAAUGAGACAAAACUUCAGGAAGAACUGAAUAAGGUUCUGGGUAUCAAGCAUUUUGAUCCUUCAAAGGCUUUUCAUCAUGAGAGUAAAGAAAAUUUUGCCCUCAAAACCCCAUUAAAAGAAGGCAAUACAAACUGCUGCUGAGAUCCCAUGGAGUUUCAAGAAUCAUUUCUGGAUGUUGGAAGUCCAAAAGGAGUAUUGGAGGACUAAAGUCAAGGUGUCAGCAAGGAUGCAUUCCUUCUGGAGGCUCCAGCAGAUAAUCCAUUUUUUCUCCAUAUUCAGUUUCUAUUGGUCACCUGCAUUCCUUGGUUGUGGCUCCUUCCUCCAUCUUCAGAAUGCGUUACUCCAACCUCUGCUUCCCUCAUCAAUUCUCUUUUUCUGAUUUUGACCCUCUUGCCCCUUUCUUGUAAGUAACUUGUGGUUGCACUGGGCCCACCCAGGUAAUCCAGGGUAAAAAAUCCUUAACUUAAAUCAUAUCUGCAAAGCCCCUUUUGCUAUGUAAGGUAACAGAACUUGUUUACAGAUUCCAGAGAUUAAGAUAUGGCCAUCUUUGGGGGCCUACUAUUCUGUUUACCACAAUUACCAAAAGUGAUACAGAUCCAUCUGAUGUUCUUGGACAUUCACUCUUGGAACCCAGUCACCAUGCUGUGAGAAAGCAAAGCAUGCACAUGGAAAGGGCAGGUGUUCUAGUCAUGGUCUUGCUAGGGUCCCAGAUGAAGCCAAAAUCCACUGCUUUACAUAUGAGUGAAUGAGCCUUGGGUUGAUUGCAGCUCCUAGCCUUUGAGCCACCUGUCCCAGCUGCUGUGUAGCAGUUAUGAACUAUCUAGACUGAGCCCUGCUUAAAUUAUAGAUUCAUGAGCAAAUAAAAUUUAACUAUUUAAGCCACUAGAUUUUAGAGUGAUUUGUUACCAGGCUACUUUAUAUUUAAUUCUCUUCAAUGUAUUUCUUGGCUAAGUGGUUCAUCACUAU
Messenger RNA from Choloepus didactylus (southern two-toed sloth), 3021 nucleotides. It is a transcript of the gene HMMR, whose product is annotated as hyaluronan mediated motility receptor. Gene Ontology annotation, molecular function: hyaluronic acid binding. Gene Ontology annotation, cellular component: membrane. The coding region runs from base 52 to 2196 and encodes 714 amino acids. The transcript is spliced from 19 exons. Lineage: Eukaryota; Metazoa; Chordata; Mammalia; Pilosa; Megalonychidae. The record is from RefSeq and is a predicted model, not a curated record.